Molecule: messenger RNA, 622 nt
Organism: Symsagittifera roscoffensis
Lineage: Eukaryota; Metazoa; Xenacoelomorpha; Acoela; Convolutidae
Product: ATP synthase subunit g, mitochondrial-like
Exons: 4
Coding region: 18-494 (158 amino acids)
Biological process (GO): proton motive force-driven ATP synthesis
Molecular function (GO): proton transmembrane transporter activity
Source: RefSeq, a predicted model, not a curated record
AACUUAUUAAAUAGAAAAUGGCUGCCUUUGCUAAAAAUUGGGGUACCAGAAUAGCUUCGCUGACUGUUAAGACAGGAAAAUGGGGACAAUAUUACGGGCAAAAGCUGGCGAUUGUUGCUCCAGAGAGAGCGAAUACCUUCUGGUCUUAUGCCAAAAUUGAGUUGGCGCCUCCCUCGAUUGCAGAUUUCGCUGUUGCAAGGAAACAGAUUAAUGAAGGAGUCAACAGUUUUCUCUCUGGACAGGCGUUUCAAACCUCAACUAAAAGGGCUGUGCAGAACUUGUUGAUUGCUGGCGAGAUUGCGGUUAUCUUUUUCACAGCAGAAGUGGUUGGCAGAAGAAGUUUGAUUGGCUACAACCCCAUGGGAGACAAACUGAGAGACAUCAAGCCCCCUCCAGGCAUGAGUGUGCCUCUUCCAGAAGUAGUACAGUACUUGGAAUUGAGCACUAUGUACGAUCACGGACUGUACCAUUUUGGACCAGGAAAGAAUUACUAAACUGCACCACAAAUUGUAUUACUAGAAGACAAUACUUGAAAGUGAACAUGAAGAAGACUGUUGUUGAUCUGUAUGAUGGAAUAAUGGCCACUAAUUGACUGCAUAGAUAAAUUUAAACUAAUGAAAGA